Messenger RNA from Didymosphaeria variabile, 4278 nucleotides. It is a transcript of the gene HST6, whose product is annotated as ATP-dependent permease. The record is from RefSeq and is a predicted model, not a curated record. Gene Ontology annotation, biological process: transmembrane transport. Lineage: Eukaryota; Fungi; Ascomycota; Dothideomycetes; Pleosporales; Didymosphaeriaceae. Gene Ontology annotation, molecular function: ABC-type oligopeptide transporter activity; ATP hydrolysis activity; ATP binding. The transcript has 3 exons. Gene Ontology annotation, cellular component: membrane. Bases 1 to 4278 code for a protein of 1425 amino acids.
AUGACGACAUCCGCAACUUCGAAUAGCACCAACGAAGCGGACAAGCAAGAUGGACUGCACACAGAGGAGCAGCAAUUCGUUCAGCACAUGGGCUGGAAGGCUCUAUUCAGCUUCACAACACGAAAACAUGUCCCUGUUCUCGCCUUCGCCUUAUCCGCCUCGACCCUCGCCGCCCUAACGCUUCCCGCUCUGGCCGUCUUGUACGGUCUGCUGUUUCGAGAGUUCGGAGCUGUUGCCAAAGGUGACAAGUCAGAUUCGCAAUUCCUGAAGCAGGUCUCGACUUAUUGCAUAUACGUCACGGCUAUAGGCGGCGUAAGCUGGCUGGGUAACAGUCUGCACUUCGCCGCAUUCAUGACAUUCGGCGAGUUGCAGGCACGUAGCGCAAGAGGGAGAAUAUUCGGCGCAUUGCUCAAGAAGGAUAUGGCAUGGUACGACACGCAAGAUGCGGGUGUAGCGGCAUUCUUGCCAGCGAUGCAAACGCAGAUUCACGACCUCCAGGUUGCAGUCUCGCAACCUUUCGGAUUAGCUGUGCAAUGUGUUGUUCAAACCAUCGGCGCUCUAGCUGUCGCCUUCUAUUCAUCGUGGAGCCUCACCCUGGUCAUCAUCGCCUCGGUCCCCAUUAUGUACCUUGUGACAGCCUAUUUAUCCAAGCUGUUGGCGCAACGCGCAAACGAACAGAGCGACGUCUUGCAGCAAGCAUUAAAAUACCUCACCAAUACAAUCCGCAGCAUCGAGACCGUCAAAUGCUUCAACGGGGAACGAUUCGAGUCUCAAAGGUACGGCAAAGUGGUUGCUUCAGCCGGGAGCUUGUACAACAAACAAGCCAACUUUCGAGCUCUGCAAUUGGGUGCCAUGCAAUUCUUCACACUUAGUGUCUUCUUCCAAGGCUUCUGGUACGGCGCAAACCAAAUAUUCCAAGAGAAGAUGAACAUUGGGCAGGUCAUCACAACAUUCUGGGCAGCUAUGAUGGCUGUACAAGGAGUGACUGGAUUUCUUCCCCAGUUCAUUGUUCUGCAGAAAGGCAAAGUCGCUGGCGCAAGGCUCAGGGCGCUGGUGGCACAAAUAUCUGAAGCUAGUGCUCUGGUUGAGACGAUGGGGCAACAGAUACCGGCCAAGUGUGAAGGCAACAUUGAGUUUCAGAAGGUAUCUUUUUCAUAUCCAUCGCGGGCAGAUCAGGUUGCUUUACGCAAUGUCUCCCUGUCAUUCCCAGCUGGCGAGACUACCUUCGUGAUUGGACGAAGCGGAUCGGGCAAGAGUACGCUAGGGCAGCUGCUCGUUCGAUUUUACCAGCCGGCCUCUGGUCAGAUCCUGCUUGAUGGCAAUUCAAUCCAAAGCUCUGAUGUGCAUUGGCUCCGCCGUCAGAUUACACUCGUCGAACAACAUAGCGUAUUGUUCGACGCCUCUAUACGACGCAACGUUGCUUUGGGUAAACCGGACCAGGAGACCAGAAGCACAGAUAUCCUCGAUGUUCUAUCUUUUGCUAUGCUCCAACAGAUGAUAAAAGACCUUCCAGACGGUCUCGACACCGAGCUGGGAUUACAAGGAAACAAUCUCAGUGGUGGGCAGCGGCAGAGAAUGGCGCUUGCGCGCGCCCGUCUACGCGAUUCUCGGAUACUCAUUCUCGAUGAGUCUACAAGCGCGCUUGACUACAUCACAAGGUCCAACAUAUUGCAAGCAAUACGGUCCUGGAGGCGAGAUCGAACAACUAUUAUCAUCACACAUGAUAUUACCCAGAUCGACUCGGAAGACUUUGUGUACGUCAUGGACAGAGGGCAAGUGGUACAACAAGGCACACGGAAAACAAUGGAAGCAGUGCCACACUCUGCGUUCCACACUUUUAUGGACAUACUUGAGAAAGACUGGAAAGAAUUGUCGGACGAAGAAGACUCUGAGGAUGACGCGGAUAUCAUUGUGGGGCUCUAUGCAGAUUCAGGGAAUGGGUCAAGAACACCAAGUCGCCCUAAUUCUGCCAUGAUCAGGCGUUCUGGAAUGUUUUCACCUUUUCUAAGUCCGGAUAUCGAAAGCGCGUUUGCUAGAAGUUGGAGAGCUUCUGGGGAUUUCUCCGGCGGAACAACAACCAACUUUUCCGGCAAGCUCCGCCCGCGCCCUAUGUCAGCGAUUGGUAACGAUCGAGAGCGAUCACCCCUUAGAACAACGAUACGACCGCAGUCAGCAGGUUCUUGUUUUUCCAAAGAUAUCGAGUUGUCGAGGCCAAUAUCCAGAGCUAGGCCCAUAUCUAUUGCCGCGUCCACUAGACUACCCAGACCAAUGAGUGUGGCUGAAGAGCCGUCCCAUCGAGUAAAGUUCCGCGCGAGAAUGAAGAAACGCAAACAACGUCGUAGCAAGGAGGAGAAGUCGACCAACACUAUCGAGCAGCUAAGUAUUAUCGGUGUACUACGCACGGUAUGGCCUUCGGUUGACUGGCCUACACGAUCCGCUGUGCUCCUAGGGCUCUUUUGCUCUCUAAUCCACUCGGCGGCUACUCCUGUCUUUGGAUACGUGCUGUCUCAGCUAUUUUCGACAUUCUACACUCUGAGAAACCAAAAGCAAUUGGCUCAGACUUACGCUCUUUCGAUAUUAGGCAUUGCAGCAGCCGAUGGCUUGGCCAACUACGGGUUCAACGUGUGCUUCGAGAUUGUUGCGCAGAGAUGGGCUACUACGCUCAGAACUGAGAGCAUGAAACGUAUACUUCUACAGCCACGAGAAUUCUUCGACCGGGAGGAGAACAGUGUACCGCGGCUUGCUGAAUGCUUGGAUCAAUUCGCGGAAGAGGCUCGAAAUCUUCCAGGACGCUUCUUCUGCAUUCUGAUCAUCAUGGUCUUCACAGUCGUCAUUGCACUCAUUUGGGCCCUCGUCAUUUGCUGGAAGCUUGUGCUCGUAUCUAUCGGUUGCCUCGCAGUCAUGUUCUGCAUCACCAGAGUUUUCCACUCGAUCAGCAAUCGCUGGGAGAGUCUUGGUAACAGCGCAAGCGAACGAGUAGGCCAAGUUCUGCACGAGACCUUCAUCAACAUCAGAACAGUACGGUGCCUGGUGCUGGAGGAUGUAUUCCGGAAGAACUAUGCGGAGGCCACCAAUAGUGCUCUUGCAAUCGGAAUGAAACGAGCGAUAUAUACCGGCUCAAUAUACGGUCUCAACUACGCCAGCGCGGCGUUCGUCACAGCGACUCUCAUGUGGUGGGGAGCCUGGCUCGUGUCGAAAGGCCAAUACACUUCUAACGACAUCAUCACCGCCUUCAACGUCCUCAUGCUGAGCGUCGCCCACGCCAAUCACGUUGGCGAUUACAUCCCCCAAAUCAAUGUCUCCAAGGAUGCUGCUUCGCGUCUCAUGCGUCUUGCACGCCUUUCGCAAGAUUCCCAUGAGCUCAGCGGUACUUCGCAGCUCUUCACCGCCGGCGACAUCGUGCUUGAAAAUGUCAACUUCACUUAUCCGACCAGGAAAGACCAUCAAGUGCUCAAAAAUGUAAGCUUCAACAUUCCCAAGGGAAGCUGCACAGCCAUAGUCGGCGCCUCUGGAUCCGGCAAAUCCACUAUCGCCUCGCUCCUGUUAAAACUCUACCAAACAGGCGCCAUACCAUCCCCCUACAACCCAGAUAUCUCGGUCUCCAAACAAGACAUCAAAAGGCUACACACUCUCACCCUCCGCUCACGCAUCGCCGUGGUCCCGCAAACCCCAGUCCUCUUCCCCGGCACCAUCAGAGAUAACAUCAUCUACGGCCUCGACCUAUCAAGCCCCUAUACAACCGAGGAAAACAUCCGCGCCUCCGCCUUCGCAGCCGGCUGCGACGACUUCAUCGACAGCCUCCCGCAAGGCUACAGCACCGUCGUCGGCGACGGCGGCACCGGCCUCUCAGGCGGUCAAGCCCAACGUAUCGCUAUCGCUCGCGCGUUGGUCCGCUCCCCCGACAUCCUCAUUCUCGACGAAGCCACCUCCGCCCUGGACGUCGAGUCUGCUGGCAUCGUGCGCGACACUAUCCAACGACUUGUUCACGAGUCCCGAAAUCGUGAUUUUGACUCCGCACCGAGUAGUUCUCACAGCAAUAGGGAAGCUACGAAGAGACUAAGCGCGAGGAUGAGCCAGGCAUUUCAGAGGCAGGGGAUGACGGUGAUUAUCAUCACGCAUGCGAGAGAGAUGAUGGCGAUUGCGGAGCAUAUUGUUAUGCUGGACCAGGGGAGGGUUGUGGAGGAAGGGGGUUAUGAAGAGCUGAGGCGGAAGAGGACGGGACCGUUUGCAAGGUUGUUGAAGGGUGAGGCGGGUGAUGAUGGUGGGGAGUUUCUAUAA